This is a messenger RNA of Cervus elaphus (red deer), 4870 nucleotides long. RefSeq names its product zinc finger and BTB domain containing 3 (gene ZBTB3). NCBI's taxonomy places the organism in Eukaryota, Metazoa, Chordata, Mammalia, Artiodactyla, Cervidae. The transcript has 2 exons. The record is from RefSeq and is a predicted model, not a curated record. Gene Ontology annotation, molecular function: DNA-binding transcription factor activity, RNA polymerase II-specific; protein binding; RNA polymerase II cis-regulatory region sequence-specific DNA binding. Gene Ontology annotation, biological process: regulation of transcription by RNA polymerase II. Gene Ontology annotation, cellular component: nucleus. Bases 207 to 1751 code for a protein of 514 amino acids.
GAGGGUCAGCUUUCUCUGCUAGUUCCCACCCUCGGACUUCUUAGCCCCUGGAAUUCGAGAGGGGCUCAGGGAGUUCCCGGAGGAGGGCGAAGAGGUAUCGCCCGAGAAGGCCUGGGGUCGAGACUCCAGUUGGAGGAGGUGCUGGAAGCUACCGGGGAACCACUGGAGAGGAUCUUCCUAGGGUCCCUUUCCCUUUGUGGAGUGCUAUGGAGUUCCCAGAACACAGCCAGCAGCUGCUGCAGAGCCUCCGAGAGCAGCGGUCCCAGGGUUUCCUUUGUGACUGCACCGUGAUGGUGGGUAGUACCCAGUUCUUGGCCCAUCGGGCUGUGCUGGCCUCCUGCAGCCCAUUUUUCCAGCUUUUCUACAAAGAGCGGGAACUGGACAAGAGGGAUCUGGUGUGUAUCCACAACGAGAUUGUCACAGCCCCGGCCUUUGGACUGCUUCUGGACUUUAUGUAUGCUGGCCAGCUGGUCCUCAGGGGGGAUACCCCUGUGGAGGAUGUGCUGGCGGCCGCCAGCUACUUGCACAUGAAUGAUAUUGUCAAGGUGUGUAAGCGGCGGCUGCAAGCCCGGGCCCUGGCAGAGGCGGACAGUACCAAGAAGGAAGAAGAAACCAACUCACAACCCCCUAAUUUGGAGUUUUUGUCCAGCACUUCCCGUGGUUCCCAGCCUUUGUUGGCAUCAGCAGAGACAUCAGGGCACUGGGGCAAAGGAGAAUGGAAAGGCUCUGCAGCUCCCUCACCUGUCUGUCCUCCAGAUGAGCCACCGAUGCCAGCUGGGGCUGACACUACACAGCCUGGCGUGGAGGUUGAGUCAUCGCAUCUGUGGGCACCUCCUCUACCGGUGGCUGAUGUCUCUCUUGCCAGCCCCAGCAGCUCCACAGAGACCAACCCUGCAAACUACUUCCCUGCUGCGGGCCUCCCAACUGUUUCAGUGGAGCCACUGGCUCCCCUUGAUGUGGGUUCUGAGAGCCUGAGGGUGGCAGAACCAAGGGCAACUGGAGGACCGUUGCAAGGCUUUUAUCCCCCAACUUCAGCUGCAGUCCCAGUUCCAUCCGAGGUUCCAGCCCCCGCGGAAGCUGAGCUGGUACAGGUGAAAGUAGAAGCAAUUGUGAUUUCUGAUGAGGAGCCUGACGUGUCAGAGGAACAGCCUCGAGGUCCUGAGGGACUCUUUCCUCCUGGAGGAGCCAUGUAUGGUGGACAGCCCCCCCAGCCAGAGGCCUUUGAGGAGCCACGGGCAGCAGGACUGGAGGAGGUGCGGCCCAGUGACCACUUCCUGACGCCAGAUCCUCACCUACGCUACCAUUUGCUGCCAGGUCCAGGGCAGUAUCACCGAGGGCUGGUGACCUCGCCCCUGCCUGCACUAUCCGCCAUGCAUGAGCCGCUCUACCUGCCUUCUGAGUAUGAAGCAGCCCCAGGAAGCUUUGGGGGUUUUAUUGAGGAUGUUCCGACUUGCAAGACAUGUGGGAAGACCUUCUCAUGCUCUUACACACUGCGUCGUCACGCCACAGUGCACACGCGGGAGCGACCCUACGAGUGCCGCUACUGCCUGCGCAGCUACACGCAGUCCGGGGACCUGUACCGCCACAUCCGCAAGGCUCACAAUGAGGACCUGGCCAAACGCAGCAAACCGGAUCCCGAGGCUGGCCCCGUCCUGGGAGCGCAGCCCCUCCCUGGCUCCCCGACCGCAGACAGACCGAACAGCAGUGCUGGAGGGCCACCCAAAGAUUUUGUACUUGGCUCCAAAAACUAACACCCGGGAGAGCAUGCGCCGAUGCCAGGCCUGCUCUUGCCGCCACCAGGGGGUAGCACGGAAGGUGGAAGCGCCUCAUUUCCUCAGCUGGGGACGGAAUGAAGGUUCUGCCCAGGCUGAAGGUUCCUACCCUUUUCUUUUCCCAGCCAGAGAGGACUUUAUGGGUAUUGCAUCUCAGCCAACUCCUCGCCGCGCUGGGAAUUUUCCUGAGAUGUAAUCGCUUCUCACUCUACAUUUUGGACCAUAAAGCUGGCAGUGAAAGUAUUGCUCUAAACCGGUUGGCUGGUUUCUUCCACAAACAUGCAUGCCUCUUGAUUUUUUUCAUAGCUUUCCUUCAGACUUUUUAGGAAUCUGACACCUGCAUUUGGGGUAGGGGUCAGGUUGCUUAGGAGGAAAAAAGUGAGGUAAGGAAAGGGUAAUGUAGACUUUACUUAGGAAAAGUAUACAAAUUAGGUUAUUUUACACGAUUAUGGUUUAUUGUUGUAUUUGAGCUCCUGUGCCCUGGGCUGUAUUGGGGACUUCAUAUACUCAUUUAAUCGUCAACAACUUUAUGAGGUAUUAUCCCUGUCCCCACUUUUUUUUCCCACAAAGGAAACUUGAGACUGAACAAUCUACAUUAGCUUGUUCAAGGUCACAGAGCUAAUUAAGGCGCAGGCCAGAAUUUGAACCCUGGCUUAUGACUUCAUGCUGGUUUGAAACUUUGUUGAAGAUGGUUAACUUUGAACUAGAAGUUGUUUCUUUUUUGAGUGUUUGGUUUUGUUGCCUUACCCCUUUCUGUCUGCUUUCCAUGUAGAAAGACUUGGUUGACUGUUUCAACGACAAAUACUGUAUUGAUGACUUGAAAUUUUUGCCUGCGUCUUAUAUGUGGAUUGAGGUCUCUGAAGACAAACUGGAAGGCAGAAACACUACCGUGGAGGUAGGUGUGUGGGGGGAGGUUGGGGGCCUGUGAAAUGGAAAUGAUGAGUACUUGGGAAAACUAAAGCAAGGAACACUGGAAGAGAGCCUCAGAGUUCAUCUAGUCCAACUUUCUCACUUAAAAGGUGUGAUGAUAGCCUAGACAGGUCAAAUAACUCAUCUCUGAUCACACAGGUGGUUACUGGCAAUAGAGAUAGCAAAGAAAUGGGAGCUUGAGGUGUUGAUGUGGCAUGGGGGAUAAAGCAUUCUAGAAAUGCAAGAGAAGGUCUGCCCCUGCCUGUGGUAGAAUGGUGUUUGUAUGAUGGACCAGAGGGCUACCCACAAACCCUUUCUCUUUGACACAUAAGGAACUGAGUGCAAAAAAAGCAGGAAGGAAUAUUUAGAAGAUGAAAAUAUGAGUGAAUUUCCUGAAUUUCUUCUCCUUUUGGAUUUGUUACAUUCAGCACUGUGAACUCUUACUAGUAAGCUACUGUUUUUGAGUCAUAGGAAGGAGACAGAGCUGAGCAAAUAUUUGGUCAAAGAAAGUUCCUUACCUGGUACAUUAUGGGGAGCAAAAGUUGAUGUUUAACAUUUCCAGGAUUGGGAGUGAAUUCCAUGCCUUUCGUUUUUUUUUAUCUUUUUAUCUUUCAAAUGCCUAAUUUUAAUUUAUGCAAAUACAUUACUGCCUUAACUCCUUGGUGAAACAAGGCAAGAUGUACAUAAACCCAGUAAGAGCUAUUUUAGCUGAGUGGAGCACCUUUUCCAAAGUCUUUCCUAGAGUAACUAUGACAUCAAACUGCCUAUAAAAAUCAGUUGCCUUUAAAAGAGUGAACUUUAUGAUUGUGAAUUAUCUGUCAAUUUAAAAAAAAAAAACAUGGGGCUGGGGGUGGGCGGGGGGAGGAGAAAUCAGUUGCCUCAGAAUGGUUCCUAAAAGCAAGGCAUAAUAUGUGUACAUGUAUAUAUCGUGUAUAUAAUUUCUCUGGACAUCUGGGGGACACAGGAACCAUUGUUAUUGUCUUGGCCAUGUGCAAUACAAACUAAAGAGGAUCUUACUUGGUGACAUUCUCCUGAAGAGCAUCUACUUUUAGUUCCCAGCAUGGAAUGCUUUCUUCAUUGGAGGUGGCAGCUAGGAAUUUGUAAGACAUUUAAAGCAACAGCCAACACACUUACAGCCACAGUUGCCUCUCUUUAUCUAUCUGCUGGACACCAAGAACAGUUUAUGCCUGUCCGUGGAAGUGUGAUCAAUAGAGAAGUUUCUCUGGUUUCCACUUCUCUUGACGGCCCAUCCAUGGAUUCAAGGAACCAUAGGUCAGCUUAUCUAACCUCUAGUCCAACACUGGAUCCUCCUUUUGCCAAGUGUUGAACCUCUGCUUGAAAGAGAACUCACUGUCCCCAAAGGAAAUCUAUUUAACUGUUGGGCAACCCUAAUCACUAAUAAUUACUUCUACUGAGCCAAAAUCGGCCUCCGAUGCUGGGAUGGGUCAGGCCCCAGGCUACCAAGAGUUUAACCCAAGAAGUUACUUGCUUUUGAGCUCCAAGUUGAUUUAGUUUUCAGACAACCAUCCUUUGCUCUCCAGUUUUAGAAACAUAUUCCUAGUUUAGGAUUUCACUUAUUUUCUUAAUUGGCUAUUUUGUAAGCAUAUGCCUUCACUUGCCCUUAGCUUUACAAAACUCACCAUUUAGCCCUUCACAUUUGAUUUCAAUUUCUCCAAAGCCAGUGAUUCCAAAGAUGAUUUACUUGGAUAUAUACUAAUAUUUUUAUGGUUGGUUGGUUGGUUUUUUUUUGGGUAAAUGAUAUAAAGUGCUCUAAAAUCCCCACCUCAAUUUUAUCAGUAAGCAAUUUCAGUAUGCCAUCUCUAAAAGGACUCUUAAAGAAGAAAAAAAAAAAAAGGACCAAAUACCAUGAUCACCUGGGUCAGGAAGAUACCCUGGAGAAGGAAAUGGCAACCCAUUCCAGUAAUCUUGCCUGGAAAAUUCCCAUGGACAGAGGAGCCUGUUGGGAUACGGUCCAUGGUGUCACAGAGUUGGACACGACUGAAUGACUAAACAACAACCACUAUGAUCACACCCAACAAAACUGAUAAUUCUUGUUCAGAGCUUCCUGAUUGUCCCAUAAAGUUGUUUUUUUUUUUUUUUUUCAAAUAAGAAUCCAAAUUCUAAGGGUUUUAGGAGCUCUGUGCCAGGACUUCGGAGACCUAUAUAUAUAUAAUUAUUUUUCAUUAUUU